Molecule: messenger RNA, 687 nt
Organism: Volvox carteri f. nagariensis
Lineage: Eukaryota; Viridiplantae; Chlorophyta; Chlorophyceae; Chlamydomonadales; Volvocaceae
Exons: 5
Coding region: 1-687 (228 amino acids)
Source: RefSeq, a predicted model, not a curated record
AUGCAGCUUCACUCGGUGCCUGGCUUUCGGACGACACGGCCUGCCACUGCUGGUCGGCGGUCAACUGUGACAUGCUCGUCUGCAAAUGGUGCUGACAAUUCGAUUGAUGAAAUUCCCUCUGAUGCGGAGGGUGAUGUGCCUACGGUUGCGCUGAGGCCUUCUGGGGGCGCCUUCCGUGGCGUGCCCACGCAGACUCCCGGCACGGCAGGUGCCGUAGGCCUUCUGUCGUUCGGGCGGCCUGGCGGAGGCUGCACUCGCUUCAACCUGCCGCAGUCGUCAUCGGUCGUCAUCGCCAGUGGGCCCACAUCGUCGAUGGACGCCCCCUCGCGCUUCUCUCGCCCUGCUGGCGGCGCCGCCCGCAUGUUCCCUAGCGGCCUAGGCCCCGGCGGCGGCAGCGGUCCGACCAGCGGCGACGGCGGCAGCGGCGGUGGCUCUGGCGGCGACUCAGGGGCCGGCGGCGGCGGCGGUGGCGGCAGCCCGGCGGACGAGCCGCUUGGUUUCUCGACCCUCGCCCCCUGGGCAUUGCUGUACCUGGGCGUAUGUGGGACUCUGUAUUGGGCACACGAGUCCUUCAUCCGAAGGAAGCCGGCCCCCGAGCCGGCGCCGGCGGCAGCGCCAGCGGCACCAGUCAAGAGCUGCUGCAAGAAGGCCGCCGCUGCUGCUGCGGCGGCGAAGGGCGGCAAGUAA